Impatiens glandulifera is the source of this 610-nucleotide messenger RNA. Its product is annotated as glyoxylase I 4. Lineage: Eukaryota; Viridiplantae; Streptophyta; Magnoliopsida; Ericales; Balsaminaceae. The transcript is spliced from 4 exons. The record is from RefSeq and is a predicted model, not a curated record. Bases 78 to 506 code for a protein of 142 amino acids.
UUAUCUCAUCUCUUCUAGUUAAUAGUUACCCUAAUUAUUCUAACCCUAGCUGGUGGCUGCUGUUACAGACACUGAAAAUGGCGGCAGCAAAGACAACAUACCUUAACCACAUAUCAAGAGAAUCAUCGGAUGUCAAACGUCUCGCCAAUUUCUAUCAAGAGAUAUUCGGGUUUGAAAGAAUAGAGAAUCCCAAGUUCGAAUUCGAGGUUAUAUGGCUGAAAUUGGGUGAUACGAUGCUUCAUCUAAUAGAAAGGGAUCCAGUUACGAAGCUUCCAGAAGGACCAUGGAGCUCCGAAUCCAGUUCUGUUAUCAAGGAUCCAAAACAUCUCCCUAGAGGACAUCACCUCUGUUUCUCUGUACCAAAUUUUGACUCUUUUGUUCAAACCCUUAAGGAGAGGGGAAUUGAAGUUAAUCAAAGGAGUUUACCAGAUGGGAGCAUAAAGCAAGCUUUUUUCUUCGACCCAGAUGGUAAUGGGUUGGAGGCUGCUAGCAUGGUACAGCAAUAAAUAAACAGGAUUUAUAUAUGUAUACAAAUCUUGUAAUCUAGUAUGUCUCUGCUCGAAUCUGUUGUUUUUCAUUGGAUUAAGGCAAUAAGUUUCAGGUUAUAGAG